CACACACACACACACACGCAGAUCAACUGUGGAGAAAUCAUGAGCAGCAGCAGCUUCAACACACCAGACCAGGGUCUGAGAGUGGAUCUGGAGUGUGUGAAGAACAACACGGAUCAUCACACACACGAGAUCACAGAGGAGCGUCUGAUCAUCCGCAGAGGACAAGCCCUCAGUCUGAAGAUCAGCGCAGAGAACAUACAGCAGAACCACAUCACUAUCACUGCUGAGACCGGCCCCGGUGCGAGUGAAGCGAAAGGAACGCUCCGCUCCUUCAGCACUGAGAGCUCCACUAACCCCGCUCAGGUGUGCAGCCGCUCUGAGUCCUCCGUCAGCCUGACGCUGGUGUUUCCGUCUGACGCUCCGGUCGGACGAUACUCUGUGUGUGUUAAACACAGAUCCUCCAGCUGUGUCAACACACUGACACUGCUCUUCAACCCCUGGUGUAAAGAUGACAGUGUGUAUCUGCCGAGUGAAGCAGAGCGGCAGGAGUACAUCAUGAGUGAGCAGGGCGUCGUGUAUAAAGGAGUAGAUGAAUACAUCACUAGCAUGAGCUGGGACUACGCUCAGUUUGAGGAGGAUAUCGUGGACAUCUGCCUGAAGCUGCUGGAUCUGAACCCCAAGUGUCUGAAAGAGCCUCAGGAGGAUUAUUCAGCUCGCUGCAACCCUGUAUACAUCAGCCGAGUGGUCAGCGCUAUGAUUAACUCUGAUGAUGAUCGGGGUGUUCUGAUGGGUCAGUGGGGCGACUCGUACACUGGUGGGGUUCCUCCGUCCCGCUGGAGCAGCAGUGUGGAGAUUCUGCGCCGCUGGAUGAAAUACGACUGCAGUCCGGUCAAAUAUGGCCAGUGCUGGGUGUUUGCAGCUGUCAUGUGCACAGUGAUGCGGUGUCUGGGUAUCCCAUGUCGUGUGGUCACCAACUUUCAGUCUGCUCACGACACAGACCGGAACCUCGUGGUGGAUGAAUACUUCAGUGAUUACGGCGUUCGGCCCAAACAGAGCCUGGACAGUGUGUGGAACUUCCAUGUGUGGGUGGAGGCCUGGAUGAGGAGACCAGACCUGACACAGGACACACACACGCUGUAUGACGGCUGGCAGGUGCUGGAUCCCACACCACAGGAGAAGAGCUCAGGCACGUACUGCUGCGGUCCGGCGCCAGUCAAGGCUAUCCUAGAGGGUCACACAGAGGUCAAGUACGACGUGCCCUUUGUGUUUGCGGAGGUCAACGCUGAUCGAGUGACGUGGCUGCUGAUGGCGGACAGAUCCAGGAAGAAGAUCAUGUCAGACAGCAGAAGCGUGGGUCAGAACAUCAGCACUAAAGCUGUGGGCAGCAGCAGCAGACUGGACAUCACUGACCUCUACAAACACCGCGAGGGCUCAGCGCAGGAGAGAGCAGUGUAUACUGAAGCUGUGAACAGACUGACUGACCUGCAGAUCUCCGAGUCUCCUCCAGUCAGUGUUCAGAUGAAGCUUAGUCUGGACGUCGCGCCGCUGAACGGAGCUGAUGUCCCGCUGAAGCUCCUCAUGAAGGGCAGCAGAGCGCAGUGUGUGUGUGUGUGCAUCAGCGCGCAGGUCAUGCGGUACACUGGAGCCCCGGCGGCUGCAGUCUGGAACCACAGCACUGACGUCCAGCUGCAGGACAUUGAGGAGAAAGCUCUGCCCUUCACACUGCCGUUCUCUGCAUACGGACACAGAAUGCUGGAAAACAACUGCAUUAAAGUCUCUGCCAUCGCUAGAGAGAAGAACAACCCGAACGACAUGUUUCUGACUGAGAAAAACAUCAUUCUGCACACUCCAAACCUCAGCCUUACUGUCAGUGGUUCUCCUCUGCUGGACAGUGUGAUGAGCGCUGUUGUACAGUUUGAGAAUCCUCUCCCCUCAGUGCUGCAGAACUGCUCCAUCAGUCUGACUGGAAGCGGUCUGCUCAAAAACACAGAGAAGUCCAGUACGGUGCAGCUCGGCCCAGGACAGAGGAUCACACUGCAGGUCAGCUUCACACCCUACAGACUGGGACUCAAGAAGCUGAUGGCCAACUUCAACAGCGCCACCUUCAGGGACAUUCAGGCCAGUGCGGAGGUCAGCGUGAGGCCAGCGUGAGGCCAGCGUAAGGCCAGCAUGCUCCUGACCCUCAGCACAUAAACACCAGCACAGACCUGCUCGCUUCUCUGCACAUUAUACAGCUUUAUAAUCGAGAACUCUCAGAUUCUAGACUCAAAGAACAAGAUCAGCAGUGCUGGGGAGAGUUACUUCUGAAAGUAAAGCAUUACAGUAUUGAGUUACUCCCCAAAACACUAACUAGUUGCAUUACUUAAUUACUUUCUAUGGUAAGUAAUGUGUAACAUUACUCUUGAGUUACUUUUGCGUUGUGAUUCUCAUCACUUUCAGAACUUGCUGUUUUUUUAUUAUUACUUUAAGAUGAGCUCUGUAAUGAACAACACACUGAAUAAGCUUCAUUCACCUUUCAAAACACAUCAGUAAGACUAAUGUAGGAUUAUGUUCUCGUCUGAUAUCUUCCUUAGCCAGAGCUCUACAUGCUGUAUAUACAGAUUAAUGACAGUGUGUUUGCUGCUUUCAGUCUUAUUAGCUCAGUAAAAUCAGUGUGCACUGAGACUAUAAUCGGCUGAGUGUGUGAUUCAACAUGACUACGUUAAUUUUAAUGCAGGAAGUUAUUUUUUCCAAGCCAAUUAAUUAAAUUAAAAAGUAACUGGCAUUACAUUUUACCAAAGUAACUCAAAUAUUAUUGCUUAAUUUUCUAAAGUAAUACUUGUUACUUAGAAAAGUCAUAUAAUUACACCCCCAACACUGAAGAUCACGUCAUGAUAUGCUGAUGAUACACGGCCAAAUAAUACAAAAAUUAAUAUUAUUUUGCAUUUAUUUUUGUCUAUGAGAUCUGAUUUCAGUUCUGCAUUAAACUGAAGAAUAUUCUGCACAACCCAUACUGUAAUCUAAAGCGAUCUGAUAUUAAAAAGUUGUAUUGACUAUUGAAGAGAGCUGAAGAUAUAUGAAUACACUUUUUCUUGCUUUAUGGGUUUACAAUAUCCAAAAGUCACAGUUGAUUAAACAAGAAAAGACUAUCUUCAUCACAAUCCAGUGGUGUUAGACUGUCAUUCAUUUCUUUUUCUCUGUUGAACACAAAGCAAAAGCAGUCACUGACUUUCAUAGCAGGAGCAAAAACACUGACAAAAUGUUCACUUUGGGGUGAACUGUGCCUUUAACAAACAAAGCAACUCAUUGUAACUUGUUUUAACCAAAACGUCUUGCGCAAAAUCAAUUGCAGCACUAUUAUGGAUCUUUAUCUGUGCGUCUUUAUUUUCAGAGAACUUCUAGGGCUUUGCAAUUUGUGUGUGUUUUUUAAUUUUUCACAAACUUUCAAGGGUCACUCGUGGGAACAUUUUCAUUGUGUUUAAUUGGAAUAAAUAAACAUUUGAAGCAAAA
Molecule: messenger RNA, 3429 nt
Organism: Danio aesculapii
Lineage: Eukaryota; Metazoa; Chordata; Actinopteri; Cypriniformes; Danionidae
Gene: tgm8
Product: transglutaminase 8
Exons: 13
Coding region: 40-2091 (683 amino acids)
Biological process (GO): peptide cross-linking
Molecular function (GO): protein-glutamine gamma-glutamyltransferase activity
Source: RefSeq, a predicted model, not a curated record